AGCUCAGCGGGAGGGAGCGGAUGUGGAGCCGGUCUUCCUCCGGCUGCUGGCCGGGGUUAGUGACCCAGAACGGUACUGAGCCGGUUCUGGUCCCAGAUCAGUUUUCAUCUGCAACUCCGAUACCGUCAGUUUGAAAUAAAAACAUCUCAACCCUCGACGGGCUCCAUUAAAAAAAACAGCUAAUUUAACGUCGCCUUGUUCGCAUGAUGAUAUUGACGCUGUGGGAUGUGACUGAAGAAAGACGAGGCCCCUUUUUAAAAAGUUGAUUGUUAUUUCAUGUUGACAUUAUGCCGAAUUAAAGAGAAGACUAUAAGAUAUUUGGAGGAAUGUCCGCUCUUGUUGUCUACGUUCGUAUUAGCUGGAAGAUGUCUGAAGAGAAACCACAUGAGGGGGAGCAGCCCCAGUCCACCCUGUCCCAGGCCCAGUCAACCCAGUCCACCCUGUCCCAGGCCCAGUCAACCCAGUCUCCGUCCCAGCCCCAGUCCACUCAGUCUCCGUCUCAGGCCCAGUCCACCCAGUCUAAGUCCCAGACUGGUUCCAGUUCUUCCAGCGGGCCGACGUCUUCCAGCGGCUCGGGGACGCUGAGCAGCGUGGACACCAUCCCCGUCACGCUGCCGUCCGUCCCCGAGGAGCCCGAACCUCAACCCUGGGGCCGCCUGCUGCCGAUGGCCCAGGGCUUCAGGAGCCUCGACUGUCUGGAGGACCAGUACCUGUUCGGCCGCGGCUCCAAGUGUAACUACGUUCUGGACGAUCCCGAUGAAAAAGGAUCCAAAAAGUUCAGAAUCUACAGCAAGAAACACUUCAGGAUCUACAGAGAGGGCAGCGAGGUCUUCGUGGAGGACUCCAGUAACAACGGGACCUUUGUGGAUGGCGUCCUGGUCGGUAAAGACAGGAAGCUCCCUCUGACCAACAACGCCGUGCUCGCUCUGGCUGAACAACGCAACAGAGUGUUUGUCUUCAUCGACCUGAUGUCAGCUGAUCAGUCCAGUUUACCCAGAGAGCUUCAGGAGAAAUAUGUUCUGACUCGACGCAUCGGCACAGGAGUAUGUGGAGAAGUUAAACUGGCCUUUGAGAGAUCGUCGUGCAGGAAGUUCGCUGUUAAAAUAAUCAACAAGAAGAACUUUCAGUCUGAAGGGACAGCGACGAGAAACGCACAGACUGAAAUCGAGAUUCUGCAGAGAGUCGACCAUCCGUGUCUAAUCAAAACGGAGGACUUCUAUCAGACGGAGGACUGUUAUUAUAUUGUGUUGGAGCUGAUGGAGGGAGGGGAGUUGUUCCACAGAGUUAAGUCACAGCAGCAGCUCGACGAGUCUGUAGCCAAACUCUAUUUCUAUCAGAUGCUGAGAGCAGUCAAGUACCUCCACAAUAAAGGGAUCAUCCACAGAGACUUGAAACCAGAGAACAUCCUGCUGUCCUCGCAGGACAACGAGUGUCUCAUCAAGGUGACAGACUUCAACCAGUCCCGGAUCCUGGAUGAGUCCCUGCUGAUGAGGAGUCUGUGUGGGACGCCGUCCUACCUCGCUCCUGAAGUCUUCACGUCCACGUCGGGAUACGGGCUGGCCGUGGACGCGUGGAGCCUUGGAGUCCUGCUCUUCGUCUGUCUGGGUGGUUAUCCUCCGUUCCAUGAAAACUUCAGCCGCCAGUCGAUCACGGAGCAGAUCAUCCGCGGAGAGUUCACCAUGGUGCCGUCCAAGUGGAGACACAUCUCUGACCCAGCGAAGGAUGUGGUGAGGAAGCUGCUGGUUGUAGAUCCCAGUAAGAGAAUGACUAUAGAGGAAGCCCUGCAGCAUCCCUGGCUCCAGGAUGAUGUCAUGAUGAAGACAGCUCACAGACUUAUGUUCCCCUCCGACACUGACGCUGCUGCUGCCAUGCAGGAGGAGGCGGAGUCAGCCUCCAGGAAGAAACGAGGACGCGGUGAAGGAGAAGAAGAAGAGGAGGAGGAACCUCUGGCCAAACGCAGCCAAGCCCCGCCCCCUGCCCCGGAGUAGACCAAUCACAUUCCACAUGUUCACUACUGAAACGCUGUAAAUAAAGUUUUACAUUGAUUACUAAUAAAGCCUUUUAUGUUUUCCACU
Sander lucioperca (pikeperch) is the source of this 2075-nucleotide messenger RNA. RefSeq names its product checkpoint kinase 2 (gene chek2). Gene Ontology annotation, biological process: mitotic DNA damage checkpoint signaling; protein phosphorylation. Lineage: Eukaryota; Metazoa; Chordata; Actinopteri; Perciformes; Percidae. The record is from RefSeq and is a predicted model, not a curated record. Gene Ontology annotation, cellular component: nucleus; cytoplasm. Gene Ontology annotation, molecular function: protein binding; ATP binding; protein serine/threonine kinase activity. The transcript has 15 exons. Bases 327 to 1988 code for a protein of 553 amino acids.